GGCCUUCGAUAAUCACGAACGCGCACACAGCCGUAAUAAUUGCUGUCACGUCGUCUCCGUGCGCAUAUGCUGCCGCGGUGCUCCGCCAUCCAACCACCAGCGACAACCCCCACUUAGAAACGAUGGUAAAAUGAUUUCGCGAUAUUCUCCACGGAUCAAUUCCUAAACCGUUACAUAGCAAUCGAGCUUAUUUUUUGUGUCAGGCGCGUUAUCAGUUAAGAUGCUCGACUCAAGAAUUGCAAAGAUUUUCUGAGCCAAUUUGCUCAUACUACGAUCGAUAUAUAUGCAAUAUAUGAUAGUAUACAUUAAUAGAGAAGAAAACACGAUGAAUUUUGGAGGAUUAACUUUUUGAAGAAGAAUGAUCGAAAAGAUUAAACGUCGAUGAAAAAGCGAUAGUAAACAUACAUAUAUAGUUCAGAAAAAAGAGAGUCGAUAUUGUUGUGAUCGUGAAAGAGGCUAAUUAAUGGCGCCAGCAUUGGGCCAUGUCUUCUUUGGCCCGGACUUCCUUUUCCAAAAAUACGAGCUGCAAGAUAAACGUCUAAGAGGUAUUUUCGAUAGUGCACAAAGUGCACAGAAUGGAAGAGGAAUGCCCCCAGGAGAAUAGAAGAGACGAGACAAUGAUGCAGACUACGGUCACGGGACCGAAUACCUCAACGGAUAACGUUUGCGACAAUGGAGCACGUGUUUCCUGUCAAGAAGAGUUCACGUGUUCUCUGUAUAUCUCGCGUGCCGUCGGACCUCAAGGUCAAGUACAAGGAAUACCAGGUGGCGAGCUGCUACGUUCCAAUCUAGAAGAUGUGAUCCGCGCGUCCGAUCCAUUGGCAGCCUGGCACGUGUCUGAAACACCGUGUGGCCUGAUUGCGGCGUUCACACGCGAAGCUGACGCAGAGAAACUGUUGCAGCGUGGCGAUUUGGCGCGUAUUUUCGAAGGACCCGUACAAGUGGCUCGAUUCUCAGCAAAGGACUCUCGUUAUAGACAGGCGGUUCUUCUUCGUGAUGUACCCUGGGCCAUUCCACUGCAAGAUAUUAACUCCGCGCUGACGAAACAGGGAAUCACGACAGGAAGCGUUGAACGUUGGCGACAAUAUAUACGUGUCGAGGUGCUGGACGCCGGGCAUUACGAGCUAUUGUUGCGUCAAGGACUGGACUUCUUCGGUGCGGCUCGAUUCAGUGCCAUUCCAGAACGUUGGUGGCGCGGAGGAACCGGAAAUGCUGGUGGACCGCUGCAGGCAGGACCGGGAAUAGUCAGCAACUUUCUUGAGACAUCCAACUUCCAAACGGGAGAUGGUGUUCUUCAGUGUUAUCGGUGCCAGGGUUUCUGGCACAUGGCUGCCAACUGUAGACAUCUGCCACGUUGCGUUCGAUGCGGAGAGCCUCACAGCGUUGAGUUUUGCCCCAGGCCUCGAAACAAUCCUAUCUGCUGUCAUUGUUCCGGCCCUCAUCAUGCCGGCUACCGACAAUGUCCGGUUCGGCAGCAACUUUCGAACGCUACUCCUAUUAGUAUCACGCUGAGCACUACCCGGAUUGGAAACCAGUACCCGGUGAACGCGGCUUCCAAGACGAACGCGUCCGCUCACGAGCAGCAGCCCUUGAAAUCGAGUCAAUCUUAACGAGAAAUUACCGCAUAUCAAUGUAUCGAUUCUGUCCAUACAUUGACCUUAAGCUCUCGUAAAUUGCACGUUUAUCGAUAUUUAUAGGUGUGCUACGGUCAGCUACAGAGUUUCCAAGCUCGCUUUCAAUUCUUAAAUGAAACAAAGAAACUAACGUACCAAUGAACAUUCUUUUCUAUCUUUUUUACAUGUAUUUUUAACGAUGUUUUUAUAACUUUUAAUCGACGUAUAAUUACUCUCGUGGAAUCAUUUAAAUUGAAGAUAAUAAAUCCAUUAGAAAAAUA
Bombus impatiens (common eastern bumble bee) is the source of this 1894-nucleotide messenger RNA. RefSeq lists its product as uncharacterized. The transcript has 8 exons. The coding region runs from base 576 to 1610 and encodes 344 amino acids. Lineage: Eukaryota; Metazoa; Arthropoda; Insecta; Hymenoptera; Apidae. The record is from RefSeq and is a predicted model, not a curated record.